AUGGAUCUGAACUAUACGACCAUCGAUGCCCGUGGGGACAUGCUUCUCGUGGUCGAGAGGGAUGUGCUGAUUCCACUGGCCGUCACUACCGGUGCUUGCUACACAUUCAUCUUUGUGCUGAUGAACCAUUUAGAUCCCACUCACCGCACAUCCCAGUCCGUUCCAAGCUACUUUCAGGGAAUCGUCGACACCAUCAGCAAAUUCCCUCGCCGGAGCAGUGCCCCCACCACACCAGAACACGAAGUGAUCAGCUCAAACCAUGGACAUCAAGCCGCGCAGUCCGUGCAAACCACAACCUCUAACAGUGACUUUCAGAACCGCCCCGUGCAGGCAAUGAUUCGAGUAUCUUCGGAUCGACUCGGCCAUGCCUCCCCCUACUUCCAGAAGAAACUGAACGACGAGCACACGUUCAGAGAAGUGGAUGCUCUUCCCGCUCGAUUUGAUAACAUCAGUGCUAUUUUCAUCCUGCUCAAUGCCAUUCACGGUCGCGUCCCAAAUGUCCCACGCCACGUUACCCCGGACACAUUGUGCAUGAUUGCUCUCCUGACUGAGCUCUGGGGGUGCCACAAUAAUAUGAUGGCUUUCAGUGAAAUUUGGGUCAUUAACAUGUCCGAGUCAAUUUCUAAGACAUACGACAGUGAUGUGGCUGAGUGGAUUUACAUCGCCUGGGUGUUCCGUCACCGUAGUCUCUUCUGGUAUAUCACUCGUGUCGCCAUUCGAGGAAGUACCGGGGUGAUUCUGAAACAUGGACUGCCGAUUCCUGAUGGGGUGCUGAGUGCCAACGCUGACCUGAGGACACUGACAGAACACAUUGAUAUGGCCCGCCAGAAACACGUCGAUGCCAUCGUCAUCUCGCUCUACCAGCGCAUGGAAUCCAUCCUUGAGGAAGGCGGCUGCUGUCAGGCCUGCGAUACGAUGAUCGUUGGCCAGUUGAUGACAGAGAUGAAGCCAAAAGACCUUUUCCCGCCGCCCCAGGCGCCGUAUGAGGGAUGGAGCAUCGACCGUCUCCUGCGAAUGCUUUCAGCCGUGCCGGAGCCUCAAUGCACGCGCUUGUUUCAUGCGUCCUUGGGGUGUCCCCGGGGCCCCUGUGAAUUGUUUCCGGCGACUCGUACUCUCAUAAAGCUGGUGGAUGUAGAAGCAACCGGCCUGGAUUUCGACUGGGGGUUUGCUUAUGACUGUUUCUACGAUGGGAUUGGAAGGAUGGCCCUGGCGUUGAUAAGAAUGCCUCGGCUGAUCGUCACGUCAGCUGCAACCUGCAACAUCCCCCGUGCAACCAACUCGCAGCAAUCCCUGCAGAAUCCCCGCGCUGUCAUGGCCAAGUUUCUCUUUCGGCUAAUGUGCGUCCAGGAUGAUCCUUUCCCUGGUUCGGCUGAAUGA
Messenger RNA from Aspergillus niger, 1377 nucleotides. RefSeq lists its product as uncharacterized. Bases 1 to 1377 code for a protein of 458 amino acids. Lineage: Eukaryota; Fungi; Ascomycota; Eurotiomycetes; Eurotiales; Aspergillaceae. The record is from RefSeq and is a predicted model, not a curated record. The transcript is spliced from 5 exons.